Closterium sp. NIES-65 is the source of this 3045-nucleotide messenger RNA. The record is from the annotation of a GenBank genome assembly. Lineage: Eukaryota; Viridiplantae; Streptophyta; Zygnematophyceae; Desmidiales; Closteriaceae.
AUGGUUCCUCGUCCGCUCGAUAUCACCCAGUCGGGGCCAGACUACGCGUCCGGGGGGAUCCCGGGGGCCUCGGGAGUCCCGGCAGAUCGUGCGAUGGCGUUUCUGUCCAAGUCAUUUCUCGACGUGCGUAAGAGCGCGGAGAGCGACCUUAAGCUCAUCAGCACGCGCACGCAGGGCCUGAAAAAGAUCGCAGAGCAGCUGGACGACUGGGAGAACAUUAAACUACCCGCCGUUUUCCCGCUUAAGGACAAGGACAAGGACGUCACGGCCGGAACGCUCAUCCGGAAGAUUAAAGACCGGAGCCUGGAGAUCACGAAGCCGCUGGGUGAGCGAGCGCUGUCGAUCGAUAGCGAGCUCGACUUGUUUUUCAAGAACUGGGAGCAGCACGUUCCGCCGGCUCUUUCCAAGCUGAAGAAGUUCCAAGAUGCCGGUAACGCCGGUCGCGCGUCGGUCAGCCUGAAGCCGUUUGAUGGCCGUCAGUUUAUCAACCUGGACGAGUGGAACAAGGCCGUUAAGGCGCACGCGUGGCCGUUGGGCGAGAACUGGACUGUUCCGCUACAGCGCGCCAUGAAGGAGGCUGCUGCGGCUGCUGCCGCCGCUGCCGCUGCUUCGCCGCCGGCUGCCGGCCCGCGUUCGCCGGCGGAGUUUCUGGAGGCCGUGAAGAAGAACCUGAAGCUGUCGGCGUCCAAGGACUUCUCGUCAGAGCUGCACCCCGACGUGCUUCCUCUGGACGUACCCGAGGUGCUCGAGUCCUUCGUGCGCAACUCUGAAGUGCUUCUGGACCACCUCGGCAUGGACAAGGCCGUGGCGACCAAGGUCCGCAGCACCAUCCGCACGCUCCGCGCGGGCACCGCAGGCAUUGCCGCCGACGCCGCGGCGGACGUGGAUGCGCGCGUGCAGGAGAUCAUGCGCAGCACGGGGUACCGCCUCGACGAGAGCGACGCGGGCUGGUGGAGCGCGCUCGCGCUCGCGCACGCCUCCAGCCAGCACGGCGCAGCGCAGGCGGGCGCGCAGAAGCAAAGGGCCACGGGGAAAGUUGCGGUUAAAGCGGGCGUUUUGAAGAAGGGGGAAGCGCAGGAGGAGAUUCAGCACGAACAGACGCAGCAGCCUCAGCCGCAAACGGCGCAGCAGAAGCAGCGCAAGUUCGCGAUCGUGACGACGGCGAGUCUGCCGUGGAUGACGGGCACGGCCGUGAACCCGCUGCUCCGCGCCGCGUACCUGGCGGCGCUGGGCAAGGGCGUGGAGGUGACGCUGCUGGUGCCGUGGCUGGCGCGCGCGGAGCAGGGGCUCGUGUAUCCGCGCAACAUGACGUUCGAGACCCCCGCGGAGCAGGAGGCAUACAUGCGGAAAUGGCUGCUGGAGCGCGUCGGGUUCCAGCCCGAUAUGAAGAUCGCCUUCUAUCCCGGACGGUUCUCCACGGAGAAGCGCAGCAUCCUGGCCGUCGGCGACAUCUCCUCCUUCAUCCCGGACGGCGACGCUGACGUGGCAGUCCUAGAGGAGCCCGAGCACCUCACCUGGUACUACCACGGCCGGCGCUGGACCGACAAGUUCAAGCACGUGGUGGGAAUCAUCCACACCAACUACCUCGAAUACGUCCGCCGUGAGAAGAACGGCCCGAUGCAGGCUUUCCUUCUCGAGCACGUGAACAACUGGAUGGUCCGCUGCUACUGCAACAACGUCGUCCGCCUCUCCGCCGCGACGCAGGACUUUCCGCGCGCAUCUGUCUGCAACGUGCAUGGAGUUGGAGUCAAGUUUCUCAACAUCGGGCAGCGGGUCGCCGCGGAGAUGCAGGACGGCGGGAAGCCGUUCUCCCAGGGCGCGUAUUACCUCGGGAAGAUGGUGUGGGGGAAGGGGUACCGGGAACUGGUCGAUUUACUCGCGGAGAACAGGGGCGCGCUGGCGGGACUCAAAGUAGACGUGUUUGGCAGCGGGGAGGACUCAGAAGCCGUCCGUGCAGAGGCCAAGGCGAAGGGGCUGAGCAUGAAGUUCCACGCUGGGAGGGACCAUGCUGACUCGAGCCUGCAUAAGUUCAAGGUGUUUAUCAAUCCGAGUCUGAGCGACGUGGUGUGCACGACCACGGCGGAGGCGCUGGCGAUGGGCAAGAUCGUGGUGUGCGCGGAUCAUCCGUCUAACGACUUCUUCCGCUCCUUCCCCAACUGCUUCAUCUACCGCAACCAGCAGGAGUUUGUGGAGAAGGUGCAGCAGGCCAUGGCAUCGCAGCCACAGCCGCUCUCAGACCAGCAGCGCCACAUGCUCUCCUGGGAGGCUGCCACAGAGCGAUUCCUCCGCUCCUCUGGCAUCGAUCACGAGCUCACCCACCUGCUCCCCUCCCCGGUCCCCUCAACCGCUGCUCUCUCCCGCUCGCCCUCCACCCUGUCUCUGACUGCUGCCCCUGCUGCUGGUGCUGCUGCUGCUGGUGACUGCUCGUCUCCACCCACACCCUCUGCUGCUGCUGCUGGUGCUGCUGAUGGCUUGACCCGCCUGUCCACACGCAGCCGCAGCUGUGGCGACCUCAUGUCUGCUUCUUCUGCUACUGCGUCUCCUGCCUCGUCUCCUACUGCAUCGCCUGCUGCCACUGGCAUGGUGCACAGUGCAUCGGCGUUCGACCUCUCUGCGCCCACCAGCAGUGCUAGCCGCAUCGACCGCGUGGUCUCGUAUGCCUUUGACGAGCCGCCACAGACACAGCUCUCCACCAGCCUUGCCCUCCCACAGGAGUCUCUCCUCAGCAGCACCCCCCACGCCUGGAACACCCAUCACCAGUGCCAGAACCAGGCCAACCAGGCCCACGUCCCCUCCCAUGCAGCAGCAGCCCACUCGCGCAACACACUUCUCCCCAGCGCAUCUCUCUCUCUGUCGGUCUCUGCCCCGGACCUUACCGACCUCACGGAUCGAUUCCUGUCCUUCUCGCAUUUCAUGGCUUCGGGGAUAGAGCCGGCCCGCCUGGCCUCGGGUGCUCUCCCCAACACCAUGCAUAUUGACGAGGAGAUGUGCAAGGACCUGGGCUUGCCCCACCCGUGGGCGCAGCGGCCCUCGUAUGGGUGGUGA